Messenger RNA from Panthera uncia (snow leopard), 275 nucleotides. It is a transcript of the gene WFDC13, whose product is annotated as WAP four-disulfide core domain 13. The transcript is spliced from 2 exons. The coding region runs from base 10 to 252 and encodes 80 amino acids. Gene Ontology annotation, cellular component: extracellular region. The record is from RefSeq and is a predicted model, not a curated record. Gene Ontology annotation, molecular function: peptidase inhibitor activity. Lineage: Eukaryota; Metazoa; Chordata; Mammalia; Carnivora; Felidae.
GCCAGCAGCAUGAAGCCUGUGCUGUUUCUUCAACUUCUGCUGUUGAUUCACUUAGCACCUCAGCGGGUGCCUGGGAGUCCCAAGCAACAUUUUAUGAGGAGUAUCUUGGAACCGCCACCCUGCAAAUCAGACCCUGAAAACUGUACUCAUUUCUGUACAUUGCAGGAAGAUUGCCAUAAAGGAUUUCAGUGCUGUUCUGCCUUCUGUGGGAUAGUCUGUACUCUAAACAUAAAUAUAAAGCAUGACAGGUAAGGGGAUUCUCAUUCCCAGUUCUG